AGCGAAGUGAAGAUAGCAUUAGGAAAAGGAUGCAGAGGGAGCGCUAUUAUACUAGGACAAAAACAAGAACUCAGACUCACUGAGAAGCUACAAGAUGCCACCACACGCAGGCGCCGCCGCAGGAGCUGCCGUGGACGCCAUCACACAGCCCCGUCCACUGAACACAGAAAGUGUGAUGACGCGAUUCCGGGGCACUUUUGACAAGUGGGUAGCGAAAGUGACAGACCUCGACAAGCACGAUCUCGAGUCACGGCUUGUAAGCCUCGAAAAGCGCUCCCACCUUCGGGUGCUAAACGGACAAAUCAACAUUUGGUAUGUGCUUGCGGUGCGCAACAAGACGCGUGCAGACAAGGCGCCGGUCCCGCCCCCGGUGCGCGCGAAGAUCUUGGAAUUCAUUACCGACCCGGCAGGGCUAGGCCGCGUUGCUUCCGAUUGCGGAGGAAUGAGCACCCUCGGGUCGUCCGUGCUCGAACAGUACGACGCCCGCGAUGUGAUUCCGUAUUUUCUUGAAAAAAUCCGGGCGAGCGUCGAAACCGGAACCGUCGACCUCUUCGAUCUCACGCAGCAAAUCCUCGAUGGCGCUCCAAGCCUCCCGAACAACGAGCGGCCGCGUAUUGACAUUAUCGUGGUAAUCCUCAUCAAGAAGGGCUUUGAAAUCAUUGCAAAAACCGGUGAGGGCGACGACGCUACGAAGACCUGGAACAAGUGGAACCUGAUCGAGAUGCCAAACCAGCACACCGGUUGGGACCAGCACCUGCCGCUCCCCUUGCGCGUCAGGAUAAAUCACUGGGGCCACGCCACUAUACCGAGACUUUUCUUUGCAAAGAAAGUUGUCGACUGUUUCAACAACAACUUGGCGGGGAGGGCGGGUCAUCAUCUUUCACAAGGCGAAGCCCGGAAACCUGCACCAUUUUGGUCGGAUUUCAAGCAGACCAUCAGCCGCAGUGGCGACGAGGUGGUGAAGUACCUGCUGAACCUUUUUUCUGCCACCCUCUCCAAGGGCAUCCCGCUGCUGGAGAUCAGCCGCGAAGUGAUGGAGCAGGCGCCAAAGCUCCCGAGCGGCGAGUCCUACCCUCUCGGCAUUCCGCAGUUGCAUGCACUACAUAGAGAACUUCCGUCUUCUCUGUGCCUGCUCUUCAAACUGUCAGACGAACAGGAAGCGAAGGGAUUCACGAUAGUUCCACCAAACCGGGUCCAUGGCAACCGCGUUGAUGAUGCGCCGGAAGAUGAGGCGGAGCCGAUGCAGCACGACGCUGACCCACUUCCUUUCUUUCUCCAUGCGCAGUUCAAUGUAGAUAAACUCGCGAUAUAGUCGCGAUGCCUCUUGCGCUUCGUCCGCGAUCCACCUCCGACCCUCUCGCUUAUGCAAAAAACGCAAUAAGCAUUCCUAUUAAUUGUUGCUGAAAUUCGCACUGAUGAGCAUUGCGAUUACGCCCUCGAUAUUUCUGUGCUGCUGUCUCCUAGGACUGGGGCGAGCUGAGGAACAAAUGACCGAAGAACAAAUAAUGACGCGCGACGUUAUUCCCGGCUUCCGGGACGAGGCG
Amoebophrya sp. A120 is the source of this 1544-nucleotide messenger RNA. NCBI's taxonomy places the organism in Eukaryota, Dinophyceae, Syndiniales, Amoebophryaceae. The record is from the annotation of a GenBank genome assembly.